AUGCCUGUCAGGCUGCUGCUGCAGAGCGCCACCGGCGACGAUGGCUUCGAGAUCGACUGCACGUCGCCCGAGUGGGAGUUCGAGCCCGAGUGCGACACGGCGAGUGACGAGGCCGCCUCGACGUUCGGCGCGCUCCUUGCAAUCGUCUACAUGAUCUUCCUGUUCGCCUACUCCUACCGCAAGCAGAAGGAGAUGCUCUUGAGCAUUUUCCUGGAAACCAUCGGUCUUGGGGCCGCGAUCGCGUUCAUCUUCGUGGAGGCCGUCAACGUCCUGAACACCCACGCGGGGCGCCUGCUCAUCGCCGGCACCUUCUUCACGCUGGGCAUGCACCACGCGCACCUGUACCAGACGUGGCGCGUGGAGGUCGACCGCGACGAGAGGCGCGCGCUGCUCGAGCAGCAGGCCAAGGAGCGUGGCGAGGCGCCCCCGGAGCAGUGUUGUACGAUGUUCGUGGGACACACCAAGUGGGAGCACCGCAAGAAGUACUGGGGCACGAUCUUCGUGAAGGCCUUCAUCGGCGACCUGCUGACGAUGAUCGGCAUGGUGCUGCAGCUGCGCCGCCCCGGCCAAGAAACGAGUGGCUUCGCCGUGGUCGCGAUCUUCUUCGAGGCAAUCACUAUGAUUGGAAUGAUCGUGACCUUGCACAAGGCGCGCAAGCGCGCGCCGGGCCCCGGCUGGCUGGGUUGGCAGCAAGGCCUGAUGCUGAUCCCCAUCAACGAGUCGCUCGUGUGCUCGCUCGCGAGGUACUGCUGCUGCUGCUGCAGCGCGCCGAAGCCCGUCCCGGGCUUCCCGUCCGUGGACGACCUGAACGACAUGCGGUCCAGGAAGGCCAUCGACGAGAUCACCUACGAGCACUGGGUGGCGCACGCCAUGGACCUGGCGCAGCAGGCCGCGAAGGACGCCGGGAGCAAGGACGAGGCGGACCAGAGGGUCAAGGUCGAGGCCCCCGCGCCCGCGGAGGCCGAGACGGCGCACCGCGCCGAAGCGGGCAACGCGGCGUAG
Messenger RNA from Pedinophyceae sp. YPF-701, 1002 nucleotides. NCBI's taxonomy places the organism in Eukaryota, Viridiplantae, Chlorophyta, Pedinophyceae. The record is from the annotation of a GenBank genome assembly.